Sinocyclocheilus grahami is the source of this 798-nucleotide messenger RNA. Its product is annotated as homeobox protein MOX-1-like. Gene Ontology annotation, cellular component: nucleus. Gene Ontology annotation, molecular function: RNA polymerase II cis-regulatory region sequence-specific DNA binding; DNA-binding transcription factor activity, RNA polymerase II-specific. The record is from RefSeq and is a predicted model, not a curated record. Gene Ontology annotation, biological process: positive regulation of transcription by RNA polymerase II; somite development. The transcript has a single exon. NCBI's taxonomy places the organism in Eukaryota, Metazoa, Chordata, Actinopteri, Cypriniformes, Cyprinidae. The coding region runs from base 313 to 798 and encodes 161 amino acids.
CACCUAAGCAUUUAAAAAGGAGGAGGGAUUGCUUGUCAGGAAUGUCUCAGAACUGUGAAAAGAGCAUGUAGAGCUGAGAGUGGAUGUAGUGGGUCAGGCUGAAAGCUGAAUGAGAGAGUGUGUGAGCUGAUGUUUUACACCCGACAAACGGAAAGGCGGUCUGCUUUCAAACAUCUGUUUAUUGAUUUGGAAAGGUGGACUUUGAGGCAUUGAUGUGCACAUGCUGAAGUGGAUAUUUCCCACGUUGACUUGCACCAAACCCAAAAAGCUGCAUCUCUGAGGACACCUACUCUGUGCUGUGUGCUCUUCAGCAUGGAUCAGCCAGCCAGUAGUUGCAUGCGGAGCCCUCACACGGGCAGUGCUCUGUGGGGCUGUGUCAGGAGCUCCCAUUCAGGAGGGUCCGGAGCCGGGCUGCAGCCCUACCAACAGGCCCCAUUUGCCCUGCACCAAAAGCAUGAUUUCCUGGCCUACACAGACUUCUCCAGCUCCUGCCUGGUGCCAGCACCACACGCUUACCCUCGCGAGGACAGACUGUAUCCGGAGGCGCACAGCGGGUACCAGAGGACGGAGUGGCAGUUCUCUCCUUGUGAACCCAGAGGCAGAGGGCAGGAGCCGUGUCAGGGGGCAGCAGAAGCAGUGGGAGCUGACUUGGACAGUGCAGGGGGAGGCAGGCUGCCUGGAGCAGUCACAGCAUGUCUAGAGGGAGAAUACUCACCUCAAAGUGUGUCAGCGGUUGACACAGAGAAAAAAAGUUCCAAGCGGAAAAGAGAAAUCACAGGUGAGUUUAGGCAAGAGUGA